Camellia sinensis is the source of this 435-nucleotide messenger RNA. NCBI's taxonomy places the organism in Eukaryota, Viridiplantae, Streptophyta, Magnoliopsida, Ericales, Theaceae. The record is from RefSeq and is a predicted model, not a curated record.
AUGGCAGCCGGAAAUGAGUAUGAGAUGUCAAGAAUUCUCCAAUAUCACCCGAUCACUGUUGCUAUAGCCUACCAUAGGUCUUUUGAUCUUUAUAAAGGGGGUUUGUACAAGCCACCUCGUUUUUUAUUCGAGCUUGAUAUGGUGAAGUUGAGUGAUAAAUCAAAUCUUGAAAACCAUUCACUUCUGGAAUUUCAUGAGAUUUGUCUUGUAGGCAUGGGGACUUACAAUGGAGAACCCGCAUGGCUGAUAAAAAAUUCCUGGGGGAAGCAGUGGGUUGUAGGUGGCUAUGCAUACAUCUCACGCAACGGAAGCUACGCCGGAGCCUUAGGGAUAAAUUGUUGGCCAUCUUAUCCUAUUAUCGGUGAUCACGAAAGAUAUGAGAAGCCUCGCCUCUAUAAGCCACCUGCUGGGGUUGUAUUCCCGAAGAAGGAUUAA